Molecule: messenger RNA, 4653 nt
Organism: Python bivittatus (Burmese python)
Lineage: Eukaryota; Metazoa; Chordata; Lepidosauria; Squamata; Pythonidae
Source: RefSeq, a predicted model, not a curated record
UUGCAGGCAUGACAGAACUGGUCCAGCAGAUUUCUUUGACUGAAGACGACUGAUACUGGAAUGGCCAGUGACUUUGUUCUCUGAUGUUCUACUGCAUCCUUUAACCAUUGACUGUAUUUCCCAUUUUGGACCACUCAAGGGAACUGGUCGCACUUUCAGACCUCCCACUUGCACACAGACCAAGGAGAGCGGGAAGACUUUCUGGGAGAAACAAUUUCCUCUUUCUACCAAUCUGCUCUAUGAGUGUCAAAUUGGGGCAGGACUGACUUGGGCUUUGGAGCACCAACUGGACCCUCCGAAAGGUCCUCCUGCAAGGCAGACUGGCCUGAGCUGCUGGUACUUGUGCCUUUGGCCUCCAGACAGCCUCAGGGUCAAUGACCAGCUCACUGCUGCAGCUGUACUUCUGAAGUGCCAGCCUUUUGAGUGGCUUGUGGGACACCAAGGAGAAGAUGCUGGACCUCAGUUUUCUGACCGAGGAAGAGUAUGGCAAGCUGAUGAGAGUGCUGCAGAGAGAUGCAGAGCUCAAGAAAAAGGAUAGUGAUCGGAUCAGACGCUUGCAAGACUCGCUGAAGGAUGAGACGAAAAAGAAGUUUGUGACCGGUGAAUGGUUUCACGAAGCGAAGGCACAGCGUUUCCAAGAGAAUUUAGAAGGCUCCGAUCUACUGCGAGCUUCGAUUAAAAAGAAAAGAAGCAGUUCUGACUAUGCAGAGAAUGAACCCAUGCCAAGAAUUGUGGAAGGUGGACAGGCAGCAUUCGCAACAGAUGCAGCUGUUUCGUCUUCCCCUCCAUCAGAAGAAGGAAGGUUGUAUGAACCUGGUUCGGAUUCAGCAGAAGGGCACGUCUUCAGGUCAAAGCCAAGAGUGAAAUUGUCUGCCCUGCCCUCCUCUUUAGAAAAGAAAUCCAGUGUAGAAGAUGUAUCUCCAGCAGACAGUGGUGUUGUGGUCAGUCCAUUCUUGGCUACAAGAGAAAACUCAGAAGUUGGCUAUGAAAUGUCACCAGUGAGCUCCACCAAGCUUUUUGAUGAGUUCUCUUACUCAGUGGGGGAUUCUGUUUCUAAAGUUGCAGAGGAUGUGCCUGAUACUGUUACAGAAAGCAGAGGAUUUCAGCCAGCCCUGCAGAAAGAAUUCAACACACCUAGCAGAAUACCAGUUAACAGAAGAUUGAGCAAACCAUUAUUCUCUCCCAAUAUCAGCAUCAAGGAUGGAGCUAAGACAUCUGGGUCUGGUUUAGAAAAGACAGAACCCUUGAAGAUUUUCAAAUUCCCACCUCUAGGAGAGGAAAACGGUCCUCCACGGAAACCAGAUGCCAAUUACAUUAUCAUCUCAUCAAUGAAUAACAAAGAGGAGGAAAUUGGUGUAGACCGUGCACACUUCAAGAACUUGAAAAACUUUUGGGAGAAAGGAGGCGAGUCUCUCUUGGCUACCGAUACAGUAGAAAAAUUAGUGGAGAAGGCCAACCCCACAGAGGUCAAUGGGAGGCCAUCCAGAUUGAACCAGCCCCUCUCAGUCCAGUCCCAUCAAGGCCAGACGAGUGAUGACAAGCUUAGUUCCAACGUGCACCCUAAAACCAGAAUCCUCUACAACAAAUCAGUGACCUUGUCUUCCAGUGAAGAUGAGCCUGUUUAUGCCACCCCACCAAGGAAAGGGUCGGGCUCAUAUAUCCCCAGAUCCACGUAUGGUAGAAGCAAAGGAUCAAUGGGAAGUCGAAAUAAUCUAAGUGAUGGGAAUGGGAAACAGUCUUCCAUGGAAGAAGAAAGGAAAGUGCAGCGUUCCAGCAAGAGGUCUAAAUUACCUGUUCGGGUACCUUCGGUCAAAAUAGAGAUCCCAAUCAAAGAACCGACAGGGAUCCUUUUUGAGCCCGAAACUCCCACUGAUGAGUUUGUCAUGACCGAAGAAAACAAACAUAAGACCGAUUCCUUGGCAGGGAGGGUUCAGAUCCUGAUCGAGUCCGUACCUUCAGAGGAGAUGGAUCCAGAUGCUGAUGUAGAAAGAUGCUCUGACUUGGAUGAUCUGGAAACCAGUGAGAUCCUGGAUGAAACUGAACUCUGUAGUUUUAUGGAGGACCUUCCAGAAGAUGAAGCUGAUGAUGAAAAUCAAGGUACUCAAGAGCUGGAAAAACAAGUGCCUUCAGAAGGAGAGGUCCCGCACGUUCCUGUUUUCAAGAAGAUAAGACGCGCCAAUGGCUGCAGCCUUGCAAAAAGCAUGGUGAACCUUUACACAACCACUGAAACCUAUACGAAGCCUCAGGUGUUAAGUCAUCAGUAUCUUGAGCCUGAAAGAGCCAAAGAUCUCAGCAGAUCUUCUUUCCUCCUCUCUGAGACAGAAUCAGACACAGCUUCAGAAAUCAGCUUCCAGUUCAAUAGGCACAAGAAGACAUCAAGUGUGGGCAGCCAUUCUUCUGACAUGGCUUCUGUUUCUUCGGUGAGUGGCAGUGUCCUCAGUGUGUACAGUGGUGAUUUUGGGAGCGUCGAUGCUCAGGGGCUAGUCCAAUUUGCCUUGGAUUAUGAUGAGAAGAACCAAGAGUUCCAAAUUUUCGUGUCCCAGUGCAAAGACUUGGCCAUUGUGGAUGAAAAGAAAGGGAGGACAGACCCAUACGUGAAAACCUACCUGCUUCCAGAUAAGGCACGGAUGGGCAAGAGGAAGACAUCAGUGAAGAAGAGAACCGUCAGCCCCGUUUACAACGAGGUGUUGCGGUAUAAAAUACAGAAAAUGGUUUUGCUGAUUCAAAAGUUGAACCUCUCCGUGUGGCACAACGAUCCUUUGGGGCGGAACAGUUUCUUAGGCGAGAUGGAAAUUGACUUGGCCAGCUGGGACUGGAGGAACAACAAAUUAAAUUGGUACAUGCUCAAACCACGGAGCCUCUCAGCCAUCAAUAGCGCUGACCAUCGAGGGGCGAUGAACCUUUCCAUCAAAUAUGUGCCACCAGGAAGUCUAGGCCGAAAAAUUCCUCCAUCUGGAGAGGUUCAUAUCUGGGUGAAGGAUACCAAAGAUCUCCCACAGUUACGCCCUUCUGGAGUGGAUUCCUUUGUGAAAUGCUAUGUUCUUCCAGACACCAGCAAGAAAAGUUAUCAAAAAACCCGAAUUGUCAAGAGAGACUCCAACCCUAUCUUCAACCACACCAUUGUAUACGAUGGCUUUCACACAGAAGAUCUGAAAGACGCUUGUGUGGAACUGACUGUCUGGGAUCAUGAAAAACUAACCAAUCAUUUUCUCGGUGGGAUCCGACUAGGACUUGGGACCGGCUUCAGUUAUGGAAUUGCUGUCGACUGGAUGGAUUCCACACAAGAGGAAGUAGCCUUCUGGCAGGAAAUGAUGUCAAUGCCCAAUGAAUGGAUCGAAGGCUCGAUCCCCUUGCGCUCCUUGGCUGGGAGAAGCAAGCUGAAGUGACACGUCUGGCGUUCAGCUACGUGGCAGAAAGCACAGAAGCCAACUUUGGUUUGCUGUCAGGUACUGAAUCCCUCUGCAUAAAAAUGCAGAAGCUACUUCAAGGGAGCCAAAAAUUAAGGAUGACACUGAUCCAAAGGAAGAUUUGCAGAGGAACGGUCUAGCGUCACACCUUGCUUUAACUCACAAGGCAUGGGAGAGCUACUCCACCUCUCUGGGGUACUGAUGUUCUUUGACUUAGAGCUACAAGGCAGGACUGAAGAGGUGGAGAUAUGGGGUGGGGGAGUUCAAUUACUAAUGCAACAUUUUGCUUUCCUGUGCAUGGGAAGCUGAACUAGAACUGUGGCUAGCAGAAGCCCCCACCAACAAACUCGCCGUGCACAUUUUAAAAACUCUACUGGGAAGAAGCUGUUGGUGAUAAAUGACUUUAUUCCGAGCCAAAGGAGGAGACCAAGUCUAGGUGAUGCUCAAGAGCAGGGAUAGAACCAUAGACUUUAAUGAGUCCUUGAAGACCUCGUAGGCCAAACUUUGCUUGUUGCAGGAAACAAGAUGAAAACAUCCCUGAUAGAUGGCCGUCCAGCCUCACCUUGGACGUUUCCAAUGAUGAGGAAAUCUCUGGGUAAUGGUUUCUACUGCUCUUUACUAUUAUGAAGCUUUUUCUGAAAUUCAGUCAGAAUCGGCCUUCCAUGAUUCCAUGUCUAGCCCUCGGGAACUGAGAGAACAAGCCAUUCAUCUGUCAGAGCUCCUGACAACUGGUGGACAUUUGCUUUGGUAAGUAAGUGAAGGGAUGAUGAGGCUUAUACGAGAGACUGAGGAAGUUGGAGAGGAAAACAGAGACUGGAUGCCCUCCUCUUUACAGGAUUCUAACUUUACACUUGCAAUUUAAAUCAGAAUAUCCCUUUGCAGGAUGGUUUCCAUUUUUAAUUCAAAGCUAAAGGUAGCCUUUCAGCAGGCUGGUUUUUUAAUGCAUUGACUGUGAUAAAUCUGCUCAUCAUUGCACUCAUGACUUUGUCCCACCAGGAAACUCUUCCAUGAAUGGCCACCCUCUGCUGGUCAUUAUUUUUAAGCACGCUAUUUACCUUUCAUGCUCUCUGACCUGUUUACUAUUCCUCUCUCCCCUACAACCCAGCCUUACAAACUGUGGGUAUCUAAAAAGACUUUUCUUGGGAUAAUACUUUAUGCAUCUGAUGAAAUGGACUAUAGUCCACAAAACUUCGUGCCAUAAUAAAUGCAUUAGUCUUUAAGAUGCCAAAAGAGUCUUGGUUGUUUU